Messenger RNA from Ascochyta rabiei, 1254 nucleotides. RefSeq lists its product as uncharacterized. Gene Ontology annotation, cellular component: COP9 signalosome; cytosol. Lineage: Eukaryota; Fungi; Ascomycota; Dothideomycetes; Pleosporales; Didymellaceae. The coding region runs from base 1 to 1254 and encodes 417 amino acids. The record is from RefSeq and is a predicted model, not a curated record. The transcript has a single exon.
AUGGCUUCCCAAGCAGUCGCCUCCGCGCUCGAGCACCUUCAGUCCGCCUCGACGAGCAACAAGCCGUCUCAGUACACGUCUACUCUCCAGCAGAUUACUGCGUCGUCGGAGAACCUCACCGAAAACCUCAACGCAUACGCCCGCACCCUCCUCGACGACUCGAUAGGCAUAGUCCAGCUGCGACCGCUGCUUGCUGCUUUCGUUGACGCCUUCCGCAAUGUAAAGGACCCGGACGUGAAGAUCGAGGUUGGCGAGCAGGUUGCCUCGCUGCUGCAGUCCAAGGGCGCUGGGCAGUACGAGGAGCAGGACACCUCCAUCAAAGAGGCGCUGGCGGACGCGUACGAGCAGAAUGAGGAUUACAGAAGAUCGGCGCAGACGCUCGCGUCCAUCAACCUGGAGUCGACGCAGAAGUCCAUCACAGCAGACGACAAAGCAAGAGUGUGGGUGCGGAUUGUGCGAUGCUACCUGGAAGAGGACGACCCAACCAGUGCCUUUUCGCACCUGAACAAGGUCAAGAACAUCAUCUUCAACGUCCAAGACAAGGAAACACGGAUGCACUUCCAGCUCAGCCAGGCUCGGAUCUACGACGCCCAGCGAUCCUUCCUCGACGCAGCGGGCGCAUACUAUGCCAUGAGCCAGGAGUCAAUGGUGGAGGAGGACGACCGUGUGCAGGCGUUGGGCGCUGCCAUCAUCUGCACCGUGCUGGCGCCGGCCGGCCCUCAGCGCGGCAAGAUGCUGGCGAAGCUGUACAAGGACGAGCGGGCGAGCUCGCUGGACGACUACCCGAUUCUCGAGAAGAUCUUCCUGGACCGGCUGCUCUCGCCUGCAGAGAUCAAGGCGUUUGCGACCAAACUGGCACCGCACCAGCUGGCCAAGACGGCCGACGGAUCGACCGUGCUCGACAAGGCUGUGCUCGAGCACAACCUGCUGGGAGCGUCGAAGCUGUACAACAACAUUGGCUUCGACCAGCUGGGCGAGCUGCUGGGCAUCGAGGCGGAGAAGGCGGAGGAGUACGCGGCCAAGAUGCUGGAGCAGGGUCGCCUUUCAGGCCACAUUGACCAGAUUGACCGGCUGAUCUUCUUCGAGGGCGAGGCCAGCGGGGAGCGCAAGACGGGGCACGCCGAGCGCGUGGUGGGGAAAGAGUUGAGGAAGUGGGAUGCCAACGUCAUGGGUCUUGCCGAGGAGGUGGAGAAGGUGACGACGAUGAUCCAGAACCAGUAUCCGGAGUUUUACGCGGCGCAAGCCGUGGCUUGA